Molecule: messenger RNA, 2896 nt
Organism: Pangasianodon hypophthalmus (striped catfish)
Lineage: Eukaryota; Metazoa; Chordata; Actinopteri; Siluriformes; Pangasiidae
Gene: wrap73
Product: WD repeat containing, antisense to TP73
Exons: 13
Coding region: 204-1553 (449 amino acids)
Biological process (GO): microtubule anchoring at mitotic spindle pole body; mitotic sister chromatid segregation; protein localization to mitotic spindle pole body
Cellular component (GO): microtubule organizing center; mitotic spindle; MWP complex
Molecular function (GO): protein binding
Source: RefSeq, a predicted model, not a curated record
UAGGACAACGCUGAUUGGUUGCUUGUUGAUACACUUCCGAAACACCAGUCCAACCGUUAAGACGAGGCAAGAUUUUAGCCGCACAGAGAAACUUCCUACAUUUUCUACCCGGUUUGCUCUUUGAAACAUUCCGCUUAUCCAGUGCACAAGCAGCAGGCGACUCCUAGCAUUCACCUUUCGUGCAUCACCUUUCGUGCUCUGGCAUGAAUUUCUCCGAGCUCCUCAAGCAGUCCAACCAGCUGUGCAAACUCUCCCCCGAUGGAAAGUGUUUGGCCACGUGUGUUCAGUAUCGCCUGGUAGUGCGGGAUGUCAGGACUCUGCAGAUUUUGCAGCUUUACACCUGUCUGGACCAGGUGGCACACAUGGAGUGGUCUUCAGACUCCCUCUUCAUCCUCUGUGCUAUGUACAAAAGAGGGCUUGUACAGGUGUGGUCUCUGGAGCAGCCAGACUGGCGCUGUAAGAUAGACGAGGGCUCGAUCGGACUAGUCUCCUCACGCUGGAGUCCAGACGGACGUCACAUACUCAACACCACUGAGUUUCACUUAAGAAUCACUGUCUGGUCUCUUUGCAACAAAUCUGUCUCCUACAUCAAGUACCCUAAAGCCUGCCAGAAAGGGAUGGACUUCAGUGCAGACAGACGCUACAUGGCUCUAGCUGAGCGACGAGACUGCAAAGAUUACAUUAGUAUAUUUGUUUGUGAUGACUGGCAUCUUCUCAGGCAUUUUGAAGCAGAAACACAGGACCUAGCAGGGGUAGAGUGGUCUCCUAACGGCUGUGUGCUUGCAGCGUGGGACGCCUGUCUCGAGUACAAAAUGCUGCUGUAUUCCCUGGAUGGGCGUCUGCUAUCAACCUACAGUGCUUAUGAAUGGUCACUGGGCAUUAAAUCAGUCGCCUGGAGUCCCAGUAGCCAGUUUCUGGCCAUCGGCAGCUACGAUGAGAAGGUUCGGAUCCUGAACCACAUCACCUGGAAGAAGCUCGUCGAGUUUGAGCAUCCAGCUACAAUCACUAACUCCAAAGCUGUGGUGUACAGAGAGGUGGAGAAAAAGCCUGUUGUUGGCAUUGAGGAUUUGUCCACUCAUCAGAUCGCCAUGACAAGUUCCCUGUUCAACACACAGAGCAAAUAUGAGAUUGCUCCAUUGCCAGUCCAGGUGUCAGUGGCAAAGCCUGAUCCAGAUCGUGCCAACCCCAAAAUCGGAAUCUCUGCUGUUUCUUUCAGUGCAGACAAUCGCUACCUUGCCACAAAAAAUGACAGCAUGGCGCAGUGUGUGUGGCUGUGGGACAUGCAGAGGCUCAGCCUGCUGGCCGUACUGGAACACACUUCAGCUGUGCGCUGCUUCGUCUGGGACCCAUGCCGGCCACGCCUGGCACUCUGCACCGGAAACGCCAAACUCUAUCUGUGGUCCCCCGCCGGCUGUGUGUCGGUCAAAGUGGAAGUGGAAGGUGUAGGUUUACAGGUGCAGUCACUGUUCUGGCACUGCGAUGGAGAAUCUCUGAUCCUGUUGGGGAAAGAUCAGCUGUGUGUGUGUUACAUGGCCACAGAUGAGGAAAAGUGAGUGCCAAGGAAAAGCCAAUGGCUACACUAAACUAGUACCAGCGUUGUAAACUUCCAUCUUAACUUGAUCUAUUUUAAGAGUAACUGCUCUUUGCGAGGGGGAAGCCCUACACCAACGUACAAUUAAAAGCUGAUCAAUUAAAAGUCAAUUACUAAAUAGAACAGCAGAUGUUUGCAAGGUUCCAAUGCCUGGCAAAAUCAUUACAUUCCCUAUAGAGUGUACCUUUUAUUUUAUAUUUCAGGCUUAGACGUUCCUCAAGAAAGACUCAGAAACUCAUCAUAGUUGUAAUAUCUUCUUACAGUAUUACAGUAAUACGUAAACAUUUUUCAAUCAGAUUUCAAUCUACAAGGCUCCCAAGUGGCGCAAGAGAAAAGCGUUUGUCCGAUCGUCGGAAGAUUCUGAGUUCCAAUACUGACAAUGCCAAUGCCACAGCCACGCCAGGCUUAGAGCCAAGGGAGCAAAAUUGGCCAUGUUCUCUGGGUGGGAGGGAUGUUAUACAAAGACAGUAGCCAAUCACGGGUGUCUGUGCUCACGUAUGUGGAAGAGGGCAGAUAGAGCUUGUGUUAUAGUGAAUGUGUUAUGCUGCCAUGGAGCAUGAGCAGCAGUUCUAAAAGAUAUGGAUGCCCCACCCUUCCCAGAGCUGGCUAGCAGGUGACCAAAUUAGUGAGAAAGGGCGGGUGAUCCUAUCUACAAAUUCCUAUCACAGAAGAACUUUGAAAAAAUUGCUCAUAAUAGAAGCCUAUUUAUAGGCUUAUAAGCCUAAGGGUGGUUGUAAAACUGUUAUGUUUAAGACCCACAAGUUUAUUCUAACACAAAUUCAUGUCACCACACAUUCUUCCUUCUGAUAAAUGAUUCCCUGGAUUAUUCCUUUAAGUUAAAAUAGUGUUGACGACUUAAUAGUUAAAUGACGUUUACAAUGAAUCUGUGGUCGACCGUAUGAAGGGCAGAGUACAGUAAGUAAGUGUGCUAAUAAGGGCUGGAUUUUUACAUAGAAAAUAGCACUGCUGUGAUUGACAGCCAGAUGUUUAAUGUACCUCAGGACUACAGGAUUGUAAUGCUGGAACACAAAUAUGCCAAAUCACACUGCAAAAGCUGAAUCUGUCCAUAUUGUAAUGUCCAGUAUUGUCUGGUUUAAUUGUUAUUUUAUUUAAGGCACCAAAUAUUCAUGAAGUAAGAGCAUUAAUAUGUAAAAACCAACUGUGUGACAUAGUUAGCAUAUUGCUCUAGGCUUUAUAGGGACCAUGUUUUGUCUGAUGUAGGAGAUAUUUUUAAUCUGUAAAUGUAGAGGUUAGGAUUAUUUUUAUAGGCUCAGACUUUCUAAUAAAGUUUUCUACAAAUCUGAA